CAGUCAUAUACGUCCUUUGUAAGCAUCUUGUUGCGAACAUCUGUGAAAAAGUAUGGAGGAUGAAUUUGCUAUUCAGUCAUUCAAACCGGCUCUCAGUACCAAUCUAACACUUCAAAAAAAGUUAUUACCAAUAUUUAAAUAUCGAGAGCAACUUUUGUAUGCCAUUGAGACGUUUCAGGUUACGCUCAUACAUGGACACACAGGAUGCGGAAAGACGACUCAACUGCCUCAAUAUUUGUAUGAAACAGGAUGGACUAAAGACGGAAAGAUAAUUGGGUGUACGCAGCCUAGAAGAUUGGUUGCUAGAAGCGUCGCAGCUCGUGUCUCAGAAGAACUGACUACAGAAGUUGGGAAAACAUGCGGGUACAAAAUUCAAUUUGAGCAUAAUAUAUCCGACGAAACGAGAAUUGAGUACAUGACUGAUGGUACCCUUCUAAAAGAAAUCCUUACAGAUCCUCUGUUAGAGCGCUAUUCUGUUAUUAUCAUUGAUGAAGUACACGAACGAACUAUAAAUAUAGAUCUUCUUUUAGGAAUUUUGAAAAGGAUUCUUAUUAAACGCCGUGAUUUGAGAGUAAUUCUUGCUAGUGCCUCUGCCAAUAUUCAAAAGUUAAAUGACUUUUUUUACGAAAAGGAUAAGAUUGAAACCAAAAGUAUUUCAAUUGAAGGAAAGCUAUUCCCUGUGGAUGUUAUGUACCUUGAAAACCCUACUGAAAAUUAUGUGAAUACAGCAAUUGAGACGGUCUUGAAUAUAAAUUCAUCUUAUCCGUCGGGUGAUAUUUUGGUAUUUCUCACAGAUAGGAGAGAAAUUGAGGAAUGCGUGAAGCGUAUCGAAUCAUCGGCUGUAACAACUCCUGAUGACUUACCAAUGCUUGUACCAUUACCUUUGCAUUCGGGUCUAACAUUAGACGAACAGCUACGGGUUUUUGAGAUUUAUGAGAACAGAUUUAGAAAAGUGAUUUUCUCGACGAAUAUUGCCGAAGCAAGUGUAACCAUUGAUGGAAUCGUUUACGUUGUAGACUGUGGUUUCUGCAAGCAACGUAUUUUCAAUCCUUAUAGUAGAGUUUCAAAAUUAAUUCGUAUUCCAAUAUCAAAAUCUAAUGCAGUUCAAAGAAUGGGAAGGGCAGGAAGAACUAAUUCUGGAAAGUGUUUUCGACUGUUCCCUAAAACUAUCUAUGAUUCUUUGAAGGAUGAAAGCGAUGCCGAAAUAAGUCACAGUGAUUUAUUACCCGCUGUGUUUUUUCUGAAAGCGAUUGGUUUAAGGAACAUAUACCAGUUUCCCUUUUAUAUUCCUCCUCCUACAGUACAUAUUAUCGCAGCUUUAGAGGAUUUGUAUUUUUUAGGUGCUAUUGAUGAUUACUCAAAUUUGACGGACCCUACUGGAUUGCAAAUGGUGGAGUUACCUCUAGAUGCAAGAUUAUCGAAAGCCCUGCUCUCCUCUGCUAGCUAUGAUUGUACUUACGCAAUGUUAAAUAUUGUUUCUGUUAUGAUGGCAGGGGAUGUCUUCUACCGCCCUUCUAGUAAUCAAUACGAAGCUACUGCUUGCCAUGCUACAUUUACCACUGAAGAAGGCGAUAUCCUAACUGGUUUAAAUGUUUUCGAAUCAUUUCUGAAUCGAAGAACAGAUAUGAAAUGGUGCAAGGCGAACUUUUUGAACUAUAAUACAUUGAGUCAUGCUAGUGAAAUUCGAAAGCACAUUCUUCCCUACUUGCAACGUUUUCAUAUAUCACCAGAGAAGCGGAUAAGAGAUAUAGAUCCUUCGAAGAUGAUAGAAUGUCUUUUACAAGGAUUUUUUCGAAAUGUAGCGCAUCUACAGGAUGACGGUUCUUACAGAACGAUUUUAGGAUCUCCAGUUUUGGUUGAUCAUAAAAGUACAUUAAUUAACAAAGGCAUACCUUGGAUUAUGUUUACUUCGAUGGUUGAAUAUGAAGGUCGAGCAUUUAUUAACGGGGUAUCAAAAAUUGAAAGUAAAUGGUUAGAGAAGUUUUAUCAUAGAAAAAAUAAAAAAUAAAUAGUGAUUUUUGGGU
Messenger RNA from Schizosaccharomyces cryophilus OY26, 2024 nucleotides. Its product is annotated as ATP-dependent RNA helicase. Bases 53 to 2008 code for a protein of 651 amino acids. Lineage: Eukaryota; Fungi; Ascomycota; Schizosaccharomycetes; Schizosaccharomycetales; Schizosaccharomycetaceae. Gene Ontology annotation, biological process: spliceosomal complex disassembly. The transcript is spliced from 9 exons. Gene Ontology annotation, cellular component: intracellular anatomical structure; catalytic step 2 spliceosome. The record is from RefSeq and is a predicted model, not a curated record. Gene Ontology annotation, molecular function: ATP binding; RNA binding.